This is a messenger RNA of Pseudovirgaria hyperparasitica, 591 nucleotides long. RefSeq names its product RNA-binding domain-containing protein. Lineage: Eukaryota; Fungi; Ascomycota; Dothideomycetes; Acrospermales; Acrospermaceae. Gene Ontology annotation, molecular function: RNA binding. The coding region runs from base 1 to 591 and encodes 196 amino acids. The record is from RefSeq and is a predicted model, not a curated record. The transcript has 3 exons.
AUGGCUUCAAGCAAAGCACCUCCGCUAAAGACACUGCCACCAAACCAAACCCUUUAUAUCAACCGACUCAAUCCCAAAAUUAACAAACGCGAUCUUCGGCGAGAGCUGUACAUGAUAUUCUCGACAUAUGGGUCAGUCUUGGACAUCGUGGCGUUGAGAUCGGACAAAAUGCGCGGUCAGGCGCAUGUCACCUUCAAGAGCAUUGAGUCUGCGACCCAGGCUAUGAGAGCACUCCAGGGAUUCGAAUUUUUUGGUAGUGAAUUGAAAAUCUACUACGCAAAGUCGAAAUCAGAUACAUUGGCCAAACUGGACGGAACAUACAAAUUGCCUGUGCCUGAGAGCCGCCUCGAGUCUCCGUCCGCAGCCACUGCCAGUGGAAUGACUGCGCUGCAGGCCUCUGUUUUCGAUGCACCACCUAGUAACACAGAUGCUGCCAAGAGCGCAGCAAGCUCGGAUGGGAAACUAAAACCGUUGGCGUCUGAUGUCGCGGGCACGAAGCGGCCACGGGAGGAGGAUGACGAAGACAGUGACGUCCCUAUGGACGAAGACGAGGACGAAGGGAGUGCAAUGGAGGAAAGCGAUGAUGAUUGA